AGAUGCAAGCAGCAUUAACAUGGAUCUCUUUAAAUGCUCUCUGGUGAUACAGGGUGCGAUGGAAAGUGAAGUGCUUAAUCCCAGUACAUAGGCAGAACCUUUUUGCUUAUAUAAAGUCUGGCCUUAAUAUAACACCUAACAUAAUUGUAACACACGAAUUUGGCCAAUAAUAAAAGCUUCCAAGUGUUCCAAAUAUUAGACAGAUAUGCAUUAAGGGAGAAAAUUCACUGUCUGUACUAUGAGUUUUAUCAUUAUGUGAUACGAUCUUUUGCAUGAAUUUCUUAUCUAGCAGUACACGUUAACUGUGGCACGAUAUAGUGGCGGUGACGCUGGGGCAUCCGGUGUUACAAGCGGACGUGAAGAUGGUAUAGUUAUUCUUCAGGCUAAGCAUUUGUAGUGUACGCUUCCCUUCAGGCCCGGGAGGAGAGUCACCAUGAACACCACCUUCCGCACCGCCAUCACCAGUGUGGCCUUCCUCUCCACGGUCACACCAAGGACCGUGGAGGAGGAGAGGAUCUGGCAGUUGAAAGUAGUGGGCUACUGGGUGCUGAUGCCCAUCGUGAUAGUGGUGGGAGUGGCUAUCAACGCCGUCGGCAUUUACCUCCUCCACCGACCACGGAUGCAAAGUCUGCCGGCCACAGUGUACUUGAAGCUGCUGCUCAGCCUUGACGUGGCCGUCCUGCUGGUCGCCAUCAUCGUCGUUCUCACGUUUAAUGGGUGCUACAUACACUCUUCUUACUCUGUGGCACGCUACAUUGUGUACCCCUUCUUCGCAGCAUUUUACAUACUACAAAGCUUCAGCCAUUACACCAUUGUGUGGCUAAGCUAUGACCGCUUCCUGGCUGUGUGGUUUUACCACUACUACAACCAGACGCAACAACCACUAGUUAAGAGGCUUCGCAUUAUCUUCACCGGAUUGUUCUGUAUUGUACUGAACCUCAGGCACCUACUGGAAGUGAGUGUGUUGUGUUUCACAGACAAAAAAUUGGUGGCGAUCGCUAACAACACGGACUGCGAGCAAGGUUCCUGGUAUGUGGAGGAUGUUGUUCAAGAAAAAGGCCCGGGCAUGGUGUGGGAAGAUGGGAUAAUCGCUGCUCGCAUUGUGCUGCUGAUGAUCGUCCCUGCAGUGCUGGUGCUGGUGUUCAGCUCCGGCAUCGUGGUGGGCAUGGUCCGCCACCGCCUACAAAAUGUGGCUGCCACUACACACACGCGUGACCAGGCCUUCUCUGCCAUCUAUAUCACCCUGUUUCUUUCCUUCACUUUUAUUAUCAUGAUCGUGGCCGGUAUUACCUUUAUCAGUGUGCAUUCCCUGCGAUGCCAUGGGUCAUUCGCCAAGGAAGUGUUCCUUAUAGUAUUCUAUUUCGUUUUGCUGGGAGAGCACACCACUCACAUCUUCUUCCUAGCCAUCAACCAGAUCUUUCGGGAAGAACUGAAAAUUCUGUUUAGCGCUAUCAAGAGGUGCCGUAACAAUACCCUUGUGAGGAUGGUUCAGACCAGCUGUCCCUCAUUCUGCACACGCUCAACCUCAACGACGCACAACACACACAUGGAAAAUCCCACGCUGUCAUCAGUUGGUGAACAGGCUGAAGAAACAACGGAAGCCUAGACUCCUGU
Messenger RNA from Scylla paramamosain (green mud crab), 1614 nucleotides. RefSeq lists its product as uncharacterized. Bases 434 to 1606 code for a protein of 390 amino acids. The record is from RefSeq and is a predicted model, not a curated record. Lineage: Eukaryota; Metazoa; Arthropoda; Malacostraca; Decapoda; Portunidae. The transcript has 3 exons. Gene Ontology annotation, cellular component: membrane.